This is a messenger RNA of Geodia barretti, 849 nucleotides long. NCBI's taxonomy places the organism in Eukaryota, Metazoa, Porifera, Demospongiae, Tetractinellida, Geodiidae. The record is from the annotation of a GenBank genome assembly.
AUGCCGGCACGGACGGGACAGGACUACAUCACCGGGUUGCGGGAACAUCCGCGCGAGGUCUGGCUGCGGGGUGAACGCAUUUCGGACGUCACCACGCAUCCGGCGUUGCGCGGCGGCGUGCAGGCUGUGGCAGCCCUCUACGACUUGCAAUCCCGCGCCGACCUGCGCGAUGAGAUGACCUAUGUAUCACCGACCACCGGCGACCGGGUAGGGUACUCCUUCAUCAUUCCGCAGACGCAACUCGAACUCCAGCAGCGCGGCAGGAUGAUGAUGCGCUGGGCACGCACCGGGUGCGGCAUGCUGGGGCGUUCGCCGGAUUUUCUGAACGUCAAUUUCGCCGCCUGGGGCGCCGCGGCGGACUAUUUCGCUCAGAACCGCCUGUCCUUCAAAACGCACGUCCGGCAGUACUACGAGCACAUCCGGGAAAACGAUCUGACUUUGACCCAUGCCCUGAUCAACCUGCAGCGCCGCCGCACCCCGGGCCAAUCCCAGUUGUCCGAGGGCGUGGGGCUGCGCGUGGUGCGGGAAACAGACGCCGGCCUGUUACUGCACGGCUCGCGUAUUCUGGCGACGCUGGGGCCGAUCGCCGACGAAAUCGCCGUCUACUCGCCCCGUUUUGGAGGCGGGAACGCCGCCGGAUCGGAAGCCUACGUGCUCAAUUUCGCCAUUCCCUGUAGCACGCCAGGGGUCAAAUUCCUUUGCCGCGAGAGUUUCGAUAUCGGCCGCUCCCACUUCGACCAUCCCUUGGGCUCGCGUUUCGAGGAGAUGGACGCCACGGUUUUCUUCGACGACGUGUUCGUGCCCUGGGAACGGGUCUUUCUGUUGGGGAGACGCGGACCUGCUCAAUGA